UCGAGACAUCAUCAUGGCUUCGGAGAGGCCGUGGGCCUACCCCACCGAGCAGGUGCUCGCCAGCCACGGCGUUGACCAGGGGCAGGGCCUCGCCGACGCAGAGGUGGAGCUGAAGCGCGCAGAGUUUGGGACCAACGAGCUGGACAAGGACGAGGGCACGCCGCUCUGGAAGCUGGUCCUGCAGCAGUUCGACGAUCUCCUCGUCAAGAUUCUCCUCGGCGCUGCCGUCCUCUCCUUUGUGCUCGCCUUCUUCGAGGACAGCGAGGAGGAGGGUCUGCAAGCGUUUGUUGAGCCGUUCGUCAUCCUGCUCAUCCUCAUCAUCAACGCGGUUGUCGGUGUGUGGCAGGAGCACAACGCUGAGAAUGCCCUCGAGGCACUCAAAGAGCUGCAGGCGCGCGCCGACGCCUCCCGCGCCCUCUCGCGCGCCGCCGUCUACCGCAACGGCCAGCUCGUGCCUGACCUGCCUGCGGCGGACCUUGUGCCGGGCGACAUCGUCGAGGUGUCCGUCGGCGACAAGGUGCCCGCCGACUUGCGCGUGCUGCGCCUCAAGACCACGACGGUGCGCACCGACGAGGGCGCGCUCACGGGCGAGUCGGAGACGGUGAUGAAGCACACCGAGCCGGUGGGGGCGGAGGCGCGCAUCCAGGACAAGACCAACAUGAUGUUUUCGGGCACGACCCUCUCGGGGGGCGGCGCCUUUGGCGUGGUUGUCGCGACGGGCAUGCGCACCGAGAUCGGCAAGAUCCAGGCCAACGUCAAGGAGGCUGCGGAGGACGAGGAGAAGACGCCGCUUGGGCAGAAGAUCGACGCGUUCGGAGAGAUGCUCGCGCGCGUCAUCGGCCUCAUCUGCAUCGCCGUCUGGGUGAUGAACUUCUCUAAGUUCGCCGACCCGGUGCACGGCGGCUUCUGGCACGGCCUCAUCUACUACCUCAAGAUCGCCGUGGCGCUCGGCGUCGCCGCCAUCCCCGAGGGCCUCCCCGCCGUCAUCACGCUCUGCCUCGCCCUCGGCACGCGCAAGAUGGUCAAGCGCAACGCCAUCGUCCGCAAGCUCCCCUCCGUCGAGACGCUCGGCUGCACGACCGUCAUCUGCUCCGACAAGACGGGCACCCUCACCACCAACCAGAUGGCGGUGGUGGCGAUGGCGUACCCGCGCUCCGCGCCGGACGACAUCGCGGAGCACGUCGUCACUGGCACCUCGUACAGCCCCGAGGGCGAGGUGGUUGGGCUCAGCCUGUCCGCCGACUCGGGCGUGCUCGACAUCGCGAGGGUGUCCGCGCUGUGCAACCAGGCCUCGAUCCACUACGCGGGCGGCAAGUACGAGCGCGUCGGCGAGCCGACCGAGGCGGCGCUCAAGGUGCUGGCCGAGAAGAUCGGGCUUCCGGGCGUGCCUCGCACCAGCGACCCCGCGCUUGCGUGCUGCCAGGCCAACGGCCACUGGAUAGCGCAGAGCCCGUGCAACGCGGUGCUCGAGUUCUCGCGCGACCGCAAGUCGAUCCCCGCGCGCGCGACGCGCUCCCGCGCAAAGGCGUCGGGCGGCGCAAACAUGCUGUACUGCAAGGGCGCGCCCGAGUCGGUGCUGCCGCGCUGCACGCGCGCGCGGCUGGCCAACGGGACGACGGUCAGCCUGUCGGCGCCUCAGCGGGACGCGCUCCUCGCCUACGUCUCCGGCAUGGCGGCGCGCCCGCUCCGGUGCCUCGCGCUCGCCAUCGCCGAGGACGUCGGCGACUUGGCGGACUACGACGGCCCGUCGCACCCGGCGCACCACAAGCUCGUCGACACGGCCGGCUUUGCAAGCAUCGAGAAGGGGAUGACCUUCGUCGGCCUGGUGGGCAUCAAGGACCCCGCGCGGCCCGAGGUCGCGCCGGCGAUCGCCUCGUGCAACACGGCGGGCAUCCGCGUGGUGAUGAUCACCGGCGACACGAAGCCCACCGCCGAGGCCAUCGCGAGGGAGAUUGGGAUCUUCCCCGAGGGCGAGUCGCUGCAGGGCCGCUCCUUCACCGGCGCCGAGUUCUUCGCGCUCUCGGCGGAGAAGCGGCGCGAGCUGCUCACCGAGCACCGCCACUCGAUGGUCUUCUCGCGCACCGAGCCGCGCGACAAGCAGGAGCUCGUCAAGAUCCUGCGCACCGCCGGCGAGGUGCCCGCGAUGACGGGCGACGGCGUCAACGACGCGCCGGCGCUCAAGCAGGCGGCCAUCGGCGUGGCGAUGGGCAUCGCGGGCACCGAGGUGGCCAAGGAGGCGGCCGACAUGAUCCUGGCGGACGACAACUUCGCGACCAUCGUCGCGGCGGUGGAGGAGGGGCGCGCCAUCUACAUGAACAUGAAGGCCUUCAUCCGCUACCUCAUCUCGUCCAACAUUGGCGAGGUGGCCUCCAUCUUCCUCACGGCGCUGCUCGGCUUCCCCGAGGGCCUCAUCCCGGUCCAGCUGCUGUGGGUGAACCUCGUCACCGACGGCCCGCCCGCCACCGCGCUCGGCUUCAACCCGCCCGACCCGGACAUCAUGCGCCGCCCGCCCCGCCGUGCCGACGACCAGCUCAUCACGCCGUGGGUCUUCUUCCGCUACAUGGUCGUCGGCUUGUACGUCGGCUUCGCCACGGUCGGCGUGUUCGGGUACUGGUACACGGCCUACGACUGGUCCGAGUACGGCCACCCUCUCAUCUCGGUCUCGCACCUCUCAAACUGGGGCAAGUGCUCCCACUUUGGCGAGAUGGCCGAGUAUGCUCCCGACUUCACGACGUGGGCCGCCAACGGCGGGCUCGACCUGUCCGCCAAGCCGUGCGACUACAUGACGGGCAGGGCGAAGAACACGGCCUCCACGCUCUCGCUCUCCGUCCUCGUCACGAUCGAGAUGUUCAACGCUCUCAACGCAAUCUCGGAGGACGGCUCGCUGCUGCAGGUGCCGCCGUGGGUCAACCCGUGGCUGCUGCUCGCGAUGUUCGUCUCCUUUGGCCUCCACUUCGUGAUCAUGUACGUGCCCGUGCUCGCGACCAUCUUUUCGAUCGUGCCGCUCACGCUCAACGACUGGCUCCUCGUGCUCGCCUUCUCCUUCCCCGUCAUCAUCGUCGACGAGGCGCUCAAGCUCGUCGGGAGGGUGCGCGAGCGCGCGGCCUUCCAUCGGCGCAUGGAGAAGGAGGAGUAG
This is a messenger RNA of Emiliania huxleyi CCMP1516, 3136 nucleotides long. RefSeq names its product Ca2+ ATPase (gene ATPCa). Gene Ontology annotation, cellular component: membrane. The transcript has 9 exons. Gene Ontology annotation, molecular function: ATP binding; P-type calcium transporter activity; ATP hydrolysis activity. The coding region runs from base 14 to 3136 and encodes 1040 amino acids. The record is from RefSeq and is a predicted model, not a curated record. Lineage: Eukaryota; Haptophyta; Isochrysidales; Noelaerhabdaceae. Gene Ontology annotation, biological process: calcium ion transmembrane transport; intracellular calcium ion homeostasis.